UAGUUCUCCACUGGUGAAGUCAUUGCCACUCUUCCGAGUGCGCUCGUCUCGGAGGGAGGACUCCGGGGUUUGCAUAAAACGGACGCGCCCGGACACCCACGCACGCACACUUGCAAACACACACGUCUUCCUGACCGUGCUGAGGAACGGAUCUUCACCCUAACCCUUACCCACAGGAACAGGAGGAAUGGCCAACAAGGGUCCGUCUUACGGGCUGAGCCGUCAGGUGCAGGACAAGAUUGACAGGAAGUAUGACCCCGACCUGGAGCAGCGUCUGGUUGAGUGGAUCAUGGCCCAGUGUGGCUCAGGGGUGGGCAAACCCACUGAGGGCAAGCAAGGCUUCCAGGACUGGCUGAAGGACGGAUGCGUCUUGAGCGAACUCAUCAACAGUUUGCAUCAUGCGGACAAACCCGUGAAGAAGAUUCAGAGCUCAUCGAUGGCCUUCAAACAGAUGGAGCAGGUGUCCCAGUUCCUCAACGCUGCGGAAGUGUAUGGUGUGACCAAAACCGACAUGUUCCAGACCGUCGACCUCUGGGAAGGGAAAGACUUGGCUGCCGUGCAGAGAACGCUGAUGGCACUCGGCAGCAUUGCGGUCACUAAGGAUGAUGGAACUUUCCGUGGAAACCCAGACUGGUUCUUCAAGAAAGCACAGGAGAACCGCCGGGAUUUCUCCGAGGACCAGCUGAAAUCGGGGAAAAGCGUUAUCGGCUUGCAGAUGGGCUCAAACAAAGGGGCGUCCCAAGCUGGAAUGACAGGCUACGGCAGACCCAGACAGAUCAUGAACCCCUGAACCCCAUCAUGCCCCCAAACCCAGCCGACCCAUCCCACAUACACACCCCGACCCCUACAGCGGCCUCUACCAAUCUGGGCCUCUCUCCAGUGAGUCUUACUCAGUUAACCCCAACACGUACAAAGCCAACGGCAGAGCCAGUAAUACAACUCGCACACCACUCAUAUCAAAAACAAAACAGUAAUUUUGCUAGUGGAAAAAAAAAAAAAUCAACACUUAAUCCAGCAUCGCUACUGCAAGGCUAAGUAAGUCUGCCAGCCUUAAUGAAUGUCUGUAUAACUGCCAAUGUUGAAUGAAUCCCAUACUGACAAAACAGAGCAUGACUAUUUUAACGCUGGUUAUGGCCUAAUCCCUGGUGUUCCCAACAAAGCACAAUUUUUUGCUAACAAAUUGUACAACAACAUAAACCCUCAAUGAUGGAACAUUUUAUAGAUUGCAAUUACCUUCUUGUCAUCAUUAUUACUUUAGCAAACAUCUAUUUGGUGGUGAAAGUUAAAACACAAGUAAAUAAAUCAACGCUAAGUCAAAUUAUUGUAAGAUUGGAAUUACAGGUUUCUAAAAUGUGAGGGUGAUUCUGAUGUAGAGAGCAGAAACACGCAGCCUUGUAUUUUUGUAUUAUGUCUAAUUAAAAAAUGACUUCAAAAA
Messenger RNA from Electrophorus electricus (electric eel), 1435 nucleotides. It is a transcript of the gene tagln, whose product is annotated as transgelin. Gene Ontology annotation, molecular function: actin filament binding. The record is from RefSeq and is a predicted model, not a curated record. Gene Ontology annotation, biological process: actin filament organization. Lineage: Eukaryota; Metazoa; Chordata; Actinopteri; Gymnotiformes; Gymnotidae. Gene Ontology annotation, cellular component: actin cytoskeleton.